UCGGGCGGCCUGUAGGGAAGAGUGGGGCGCGGCUCUGCUCACCAGCGUCGGGGCUGUAGCUGUCGACGUUUGCUUGGGGGUAGCGAUACGGCCCCUAGCAUGUGAAGGGUGUGCGCUUCCCAAGAAUGAAGGGAGAGGGAAAUCGGACUUUAAAGGGCUGGAAAACGAGUUGUGGUUCUGCCACUUGGUGGCUAGAGAGCGUGAGCAAGUCGCUUCACCUCUUUAAACCUGCCUUACCUCAGUUUUCCAAAGAGGGCUGACGUCGCUGAGCGCUCUGAAAUGUGGGGAGAGCCCAGGGCGAAGUUGCUGCAGGUGCUGUCAGCCCCACGGUGGUGAGCUGAGGACGAUUUUAAGAAAGGCAUCAAAUAAUGUCAUCUGAAAUAUUGCCAGCAUUUAGUGAGACUUCUAAUGUUGAAAGAAAGCAAGACUUAAAUGAAGACCAAGAGGAGAAUCAGAAACCAGGAUUAGGUGAAGGAUUUGAACCAAUAUCUAAACGGCAACUGAAGAAGCUAAUGAAACAGAAACAAUGGGAAGAACAAAGAGAACUCCGCAAACAAAAGCGGAAGGAAAAACGCAAGAGAAAGCAAUUAGAGCGACAGUGUCAACUGGAAUCAAACUCAGAAGGAAGUGACAGAAAACGUAUUCGGAGAGAUGUUGUUUACAGCCCACUCCGCCUUAUCAUUGACUGCAGUUUUGAUAGCUUGAUGGCAUUAAAGGACAUUAAGAAACUUCAUAAGCAGAUUCAACGAUGUUAUGCAGAAAAUCGACGAGCACUGCAUCCUGUGCAGUUUUACUUGACAAGCCAUGGAGGCCAGUUGAAAAAGAACAUGGAUGAAAAUGACAAAGGAUGGGUCAACUGGAAGGAUAUCCACAUCAAACCAGAGCACUAUAGUGAAUUCAUACAGAAAGAAGACCUGAUUUAUCUUACAUCAGAUUCACCUAAGGUACUAAAGGAAUUAGAUGAAUCAAAGGCCUAUGUGAUUGGAGGAUUAGUAGAUCACAACCAUCACAAGGGACUCACGUAUAAACAAGCAUCAGAACAUGGAAUUGAUCAUGCACAGCUCCCCCUUGGAAAUUUUGUGAAGAUGAAUAGUAGAAAAGUUUUGGCAAUUAAUCAUGUGUUUGAGAUUAUUCUGGAAUACCUAGAAACAAGAGACUGGCAAGAAGCAUUUUUUACUAUCCUACCCCAAAGAAAAGGAGCUGUUCCCACAGACAAAGCCUGUGAAAGUUCUUCACAUGACAAGAAGUUCGCCCGAGUUGAAGGUGGAUUGAACAGUGAUUCCAGUGAGGAGGAAAAUAGAAAUGAACUAGAUUCACCACAUAAGGAAGAAAAGCAGGAUAAAGAAAAUAGCACUGAAUCUACAGUGAACUCUAUACUACACUAAUGUCAUUUUUUUUUAAGUUUAAGGAAAAUUAGGAGAAAAUGAAUAUGGAAUUUCAUAGAAUACUUCAUAGAAUAUUUGAAAUGGAAGAAACUUUAAUUUUCUCUUAUUUCUGUUAUGAAUUUUUUCAACUUUCUUUUUUUAGCACUAAGUGAUAA
Messenger RNA from Kogia breviceps (pygmy sperm whale), 1540 nucleotides. RefSeq names its product tRNA methyltransferase 10A (gene TRMT10A). The record is from RefSeq and is a predicted model, not a curated record. Gene Ontology annotation, molecular function: tRNA binding; methyltransferase activity. Gene Ontology annotation, cellular component: nucleoplasm; nucleus; cytosol. NCBI's taxonomy places the organism in Eukaryota, Metazoa, Chordata, Mammalia, Artiodactyla, Physeteridae. Gene Ontology annotation, biological process: tRNA N1-guanine methylation.